Molecule: messenger RNA, 846 nt
Organism: Caenorhabditis briggsae
Lineage: Eukaryota; Metazoa; Nematoda; Chromadorea; Rhabditida; Rhabditidae
Gene: Cbr-col-104
Product: Protein CBR-COL-104
Exons: 2
Coding region: 1-846 (281 amino acids)
Molecular function (GO): structural constituent of cuticle
Source: RefSeq, a predicted model, not a curated record
AUGUCAGCACGUGUUGCUGGCUACGCGGCCAUUGCCUUCUCCCUCUCUUCCCUAUUUUUGGUGUCCACCUUCGUUCCAGCCCUCUGGAACAAGAUCAAUGAUAUCACUGGAGAACUUCAUUAUGAUAUGAACGAGUUUCGCGAUUUGCAUAACGAAGUUUGGGCCAAUAUGAGAGGAGAGACCUUUGGAGAAUCCGUCGUUCCAUUCGCCAGAAAGAAGAGACAGACGACGAGACCAGGAGAAUGCGUGUGCAACUCAAACAGCGCCUGCCCACCAGGAGCCGCCGGACCACAAGGAACGCCAGGACUCGACGGCACCCCAGGACAAGCCGGUGAGCCAGGAGCACCAGGUCUUCCAGGAAACUAUCCAUCAAUCAAUAUGGAUGCUCAUCAACAGUGCCGCAUGUGUCCACCAGGACCACCAGGAUUCCCAGGACCAGCCGGACCCCCAGGCGCGCCAGGAGACAAAGGAAAUGACGGAGCACCAGGACUUCGUGGACCAGACGGACAUCCAGGGCAUCCAGGAAAUCCAGGAUACGGUGGAGAGCCGGGAGCGCCAGGGAAUAAUGGAGAGCCAGGAGACAAGGGAAGAGAUGGAAGUCACGGAACGAAGGGAGCACCUGGACCACAAGGACCAUCGGGACCAGUUGGACAGCCAGGAUUCCCAGGACAACCAGGAAAUGAUGGAAAUAGUGGAGUUUCUGGAAUCCAGGGAACACCAGGAGGACCGGGAGAGGAAGGAGCUCCUGGAGCACCUGGAUUCGAUGGACAACAGGGACCAAGUGGAACACCGGGAGAGGAUGCCAACUAUUGCAAGUGCCCACCAAGAUCUAAAUUGUCUCGUUGA